Molecule: messenger RNA, 2975 nt
Organism: Suncus etruscus (white-toothed pygmy shrew)
Lineage: Eukaryota; Metazoa; Chordata; Mammalia; Eulipotyphla; Soricidae
Gene: TMCC1
Product: transmembrane and coiled-coil domain family 1
Exons: 4
Coding region: 132-2096 (654 amino acids)
Biological process (GO): endosome membrane tubulation; endosome fission; endosomal transport
Cellular component (GO): endomembrane system
Source: RefSeq, a predicted model, not a curated record
UUAGGUAGGCAUGAAGCCUCCAUCUCACAGCUGCAUGUGUAGUUACUGGUGAAGCAAUGCCUACCUAAUUUGACAGUCUCGGGUGUGUUUAAAUUUUUUUGAGUUUGCAAAUAAGUCUAUUAAAUCAACUGAUGGAGCCUUCGGGCAGUGAACAGUUAUAUGAGGACCCUGAUCCUGGAGGCAAAUCCCAAGAUGGAGAGGCCAGAAAGCAAACAGAAUCAGAACAAAAAUUGUCUAAAAUGACCCACAAUGCUUUGGAGAACAUUAAUGUGAUUGGUCAAGGCUUGAAGCACCUCUUCCAACACCAGCGCAGGAGGUCAUCAGUGUCGCCACAUGAUGUGCAACAAAUUCAGGGAGAUCCAGAACCUGAAGUGGAUCUGGACAGCCAGAACACGUGUGCUGAGAUUGAUGGUGUCUCCACCCACCCCACAGCUCUGAAUCGAGUUCUGCAACAGAUCCGAGUGCCACCCAAGAUGAAGAGAGGCACAAGCUUGCAUAGUAGGCGGGGCAAGCCAGAGGCCCCAAAGGGAAGUCCUCAAAUCAACAGAAAAUCUGGUCAGGAGAUGGCAGCUGUCAUGCAGUCUGGACGACCCAGGUCUUCCUCCACUACUGAUGCACCUACGACCUCUGCUAUGAUGGAAAUAGCUUGUGCUGCUGCUGCUGCCGCUGCUGCCUGUCUACCAGGGGAGGAGGCAACUGCAGAGCGAAUCGAGCGAUUGGAAGUAAGCAACCUUGCCCAGACCUCCAGUGCAGUGGCCUCCAGCACUGAUGGCAGCAUCCACACAGAUACGGUGGAUGGAACACCAGACCCUCAGCGCACAAAGGCUGCAAUUGCCCACCUGCAGCAGAAGAUUUUAAAACUCACAGAACAGAUCAAGAUUGCACAAACUGCCCGGGACGACAACGUUGCUGAGUAUCUAAAGCUUGCCAACAGUGCAGACAAACAGCAGGCUGCCCGUAUCAAGCAGGUCUUUGAAAAGAAGAAUCAAAAGUCUGCCCAAACCAUCCAACAGCUACAGAAGAAGCUUGAGCAUUACCACAGGAAGCUUCGAGAGGUUGAGCAGAAUGGGAUCCCCCGGCAGCCAAAAGAUGUCUUCAGGGACAUGCACCAGGGUCUAAAGGAUGUGGGAGCUAAAGUUACUGGCUUCAGUGAAGGUGUGGUGGACAGUGUUAAAGGUGGACUUUCCAGCUUCUCCCAGGCAACCCAUUCAGCAGCCGGGGCUGUGGUCUCAAAGCCCAGAGAGAUUGCCUCACUGAUUCGGAAUAAAUUUGGCAGUGCAGACAACAUCCCUAACCUGAAGGAUUCUUUAGAGGAAGGGCAAGUGGAUGAUGGAGGGAAGACUUUGGGAGUGAUUCCAAAUUUUCAGUCGAGCCCAAAAUAUGGUAGUGAGGAAGAUUGUUCUAGUGCCACUUCGGGCUCAGUGGGUGCCAAUAGCACUACUGGAGGAAUUGCUGUAGGGGGAGCAUCCAGCUCCAAAACCAACACCCUGGACAUGCAGAGCUCAGGAUUCGACGCACUUCUCCAUGAGAUCCAAGAGAUCCGGGAAACCCAGGCCAGAUUAGAGGAAUCCUUUGAGACACUCAAGGAACAUUAUCAGAGGGACUAUUCAUUAAUAAUGCAGGCCUUACAGGAGGAACGAUAUAGAUGUGAACGACUAGAAGAACAACUCAAUGACCUAACAGAGCUCCACCAGAAUGAAAUCUUGAACUUAAAGCAGGAAUUGGCCAGCAUGGAAGAAAAGAUUGCAUAUCAAUCUUAUGAACGAGCUCGGGACAUUCAGGAGGCCCUGGAGGCAUGCCAGACCCGGAUCUCCAAGAUGGAGCUACAGCAGCAGCAGCAGCAAGUGGUCCAACUGGAAGGGUUGGAGAAUGCCACUGCCCGGAACCUUCUGGGCAAACUUAUUAACAUCCUCCUGGCAGUCAUGGCAGUCCUUUUGGUCUUUGUCUCCACGGUAGCCAACUGCGUGGUUCCUCUCAUGAAAACUCGCAACAGGACGUUCAGCACUUUAUUCCUUGUGGUUUUCAUUGCCUUUCUCUGGAAGCACUGGGACGCCCUCUUCAGCUACGUGGAACGCUUCUUCUCUUCCCCCAGAUGAUGCUGGCACCAGAGGCAGUGCUCCUCCACCCACCGGCGAGUGCAUGCAGCGAAGAAUUAGACAGCAACUUACCUACUCUGGCGUUUUCUACAACAAGAGUUUGAGUGAAUCUGUUUACAUUUAGAAUAAUGUUUUUUUCUUCAAGAAAUGCAAUUGCAAUAGUAUUUUUUAGAUUUUAUCCAAGAUGUUUUUUGGGCAAAAUCUUGGGUCAUUUUUAUGUAGCAUGAUUUCCUUGGGAUGCAACUCUUAAACAGUCCUUUAACAUAAACCAACCAUCUGGAGCACACCGAAGGGCAUUCUAAACUGUGGCUUGGAAGGACUGCACUAAAACCCACUAAAAACACGUGAAAACCUGAUUAGGGAACCUAGUUAACCCUGACACCCUGCCGUCUGGGCUCACCACCGCCCCCUCCCAGACUAACUUUACUGUGAAAUCCUGCCACAUUCCAGGUCUGAGUUUUGGAUUCAGGGUGGAUUUUCCUUGUCUGUGGAAGAAUACAUGGAGCUCCCUGACUCUCUCACCCAAGUUGGCCGUCCGUGCUGACCAUGGAAGUAUGACCACUUUUGAACCUAGGCCCUUAAACUGUGCUAGGAGGCAAAAGUGAGCUUUGUGCUCCAAAGGAUUACUGCACAGUCCUACAACAGUAUUCUGAAGUAGCCCUCUAAAUACUUAAUUUUAAUCAAAAUCCCUUGGCCGCACUUUUAAGAUUUUUUAAAAUAUGUGUUUAGACACCAAUUAAAAAAAAAUCCGAACAGCAUACUUGAAGAAUGUAAUACUCAAACUCUCAGUGCUUCCUUAUGGUUUCUAAUAGGAUUUUUUAUUAUUGUUAUUAUUAUUACCAGGUUGUUGUUUUGGUUUUUUUGUUUUUGUGGGUUGUU